AUGAACGAGGAACGAAGUGGAAGCGAAUUGCAUUGCUCUUCGGGAAUUAAAGUGGAAUGGGUGGAAAUUGUGGAACCGCAGACUCGGCAAUAUAUGUAUGCAAAUCUUCGAACGGGUCAAUGUGCAUGGGAGCCACCAGCUGGUGUACCGGUGAAGAAGACUGCCAGCAAUCAAUGGUGGGAAUUAUUUGAUACCAGUUCUCAACGGUUUUACUAUUACAAUGCUACUACGAUGCAAACGGUAUGGCAGAAACCAACAAAUUGUGAUAUUAUACCACUUGCGAAACUUCAGACUCUCAAAGAAAAUACCGAAUUUCAUUCCAAUUCUGAGCGUGACGAUGGAUGCCCAGUGCUUGAAAAAACGGUGACAACUAAACGAAAUAAUGAAACGCAGACAUCACCGAAAGAAGAAAGGAGGUCUGGUAGCAGCCGUAGUUUAUCCCAUAUGAUCUUUGCCCAGAAUAUAUCCCCUGAAUCAGGAAUUGUAACAGCAAGGAAGCUCAAUUCACCUCAUACAUCCAUGUCGAGGAAGACAUAUAAUACAUCAUCCUCUCCCAUGCAAGUUUCACCUAGCUACAUUGCACCGCUAGUCAAUACUGUCCAGGACAUGCGCAUAUACUCAAAUCGAGAAUGCCUGCCGCGAAAUGUUCCUGCUGUGUCCGUUGCUUCGUAUAUUCCUCGCGAUGACUCACUUGAGGGUCAUUCAACACCACUGCAGUAUCAACGCCCACAGAUUGUAAUGUCUACUCGUACACCGUCGUCUACGUCAAAUAAUGCUAUGCCGUCAAUUAUUCAGUCUUCAGCUGGCAGUUCCAGUUCUUCUCUUACAAUCAGCAGCAGUCGUUUUCCACUUGAUGAUGGUACAACGCUAAAAAAAUUUCACAAUUCAACAUCAAGUCCAAAAGUCCGUGAAGUUAAUGACACUACUCUUGGAACAUCAGAUUGCUGGACUAAAGAGUCCAUCAAACAGCCCGUAUCCGGCAAUAUGGAUGAUAAACAUGUGAAAAAAGAAGCACCAAAUAUGUUCAAAAUUGUCCAGUGUUAUAUGGGUGAUCGGAAAAGUAAAACAUCUAACGAUCAGCUGGCUUUAACACUGUGUGAAUGGGGCAUUUCAAAGGAAAGUUUAGCCGAUGAACUUUUUUGUCAAAUUAUGAAGCAAUUAACAGGCAACGAAAGAUUUGAUUCAAUACGAAGAGGAUGGGAAUUACUCGCUAUAUUUUUGACUUUUUUCUCACCAUCAAAUCGAGAAAUAACUCAGAAAUUGACUGAAUUUAUUGAAGCAAACUCUGAUCGAUUGUUGGACAUGCCCGAGGUGCCUGUCUCUCAUUAUGCUAUUCAGUGCAGCAGACGUCUUAUACGUUUAUCAGCUACACGGCCGAAACCGUCGCUUAGUCUUAUCCAAGAAUCUCGUGUACAUAUUUUCAACCCACCGCAAUUUUGCACUCCUCUGGAAGAACUGAUGGAAAUGCAAGCCGAAAAAUAUCCGGAAAGAAUUUUGCCUUGGCUCGAGACAACAUUAAUAGAUUUGAUAUUAUCAGCGGGUGGACAGCACACUGAAGGUGUUUUCCGUGUACCAGCUGAUCCGGAUCAUGUUCACACAGCAAGGUUGCGUCUUGAUCGAGGUCUUAUCCCAGUUGUGCGUGAUGCUCAUGUUCCAGCAGCGUUAUUAAAAUUAUGGUUACGUUCAUUGCCAGAACCAUUACUGCCAGAUACUUUUUAUCUACGUUGUUUAGCAGUGUGUGAUCAACCCGAAGAAGCAUGUCGCAUAGCUGAGCUUCUGCCUGCUGUGAAUCGUCUAGUUUUAGCAAAAUUACUAGAACUUCUUCAGCUACUAGCAGAAGAAGAAACAGUAAAAUAUACAAAAAUGGAUGUGUGUAAUUUAGCGAUGGUAAUGGCACCCAAUGUGUUACGAUGCGGUAGUGAUGACCCACGUGUUAUUUUUGAUAAUGCACGACGGGAAAUGACGUUUCUGAAAACGCUCAUUUUGCACUAUGAUACUUCCUUUAUACGUUCUGUUUCCUAA
This is a messenger RNA of Cercopithifilaria johnstoni, 2022 nucleotides long. The record is from the annotation of a GenBank genome assembly. Lineage: Eukaryota; Metazoa; Nematoda; Chromadorea; Rhabditida; Onchocercidae.